Molecule: messenger RNA, 2743 nt
Organism: Poeciliopsis prolifica (blackstripe livebearer)
Lineage: Eukaryota; Metazoa; Chordata; Actinopteri; Cyprinodontiformes; Poeciliidae
Gene: cunh12orf56
Product: chromosome unknown C12orf56 homolog
Exons: 14
Coding region: 159-1865 (568 amino acids)
Source: RefSeq, a predicted model, not a curated record
AUCAGGAAGCAGUGCGCCCUGUUUGCGGUUCACCUGUUCAGUUCUUAACCUGACUGGACCCGUUGCCUGCUUCAUUCGGAAAACACGAACCGACCCGAUGGACUGCGGAACCGAACCGCCUCCUGUCUCCAUCCGCUGCAGAAAGUAGCGCCCGGGUCAUGGCUCGGAGUCGACCCGACGUCUCUCCGCUGCUGCCCCGCCGGAACCCCCGGCUGGACUCGUUCCUGAAGCGGAACACGGAGCGGGCCCUGUACGAGCGGAUCCGAACCUACGAACCGUGCGUGGUGGUCUCUGACGUCAUCAACAAGGUCUACAUGUACGCCGUGCUGAGUGACGAGCGCGUGUACCUGACCGAGUUCCCGCCGCGCGCGCUGACCGCCGCCGUGAGCCUUGAGCGCGUGCGCGACAUCGAGCUGGUGAACGACCUCCCAGAUUUCCUCAGUUCAAAGGACAGGGAGCGCUGCCAGCACAUACGGAUCACCUACAGCCCAGAAAGGCCUGCAGAGAAGGAACAUGAUUGGUUACAGAGGGAGAAGAGGGAGGGACUUCCUUCUGUGGCCCCGCCCUCUCGCAGAGCCAGCCACUGUCCAAUCAGAACACACGACUUAAAAGGAUAUCCUGCAGACAGCUGGUGGAAGAAAGAGGAGCAGCCGGUGAUGAAGAGCAGCCGCUCCGCCUCCUGCCCGGACCCGGAGACUCUGGGCCUCUCCAGGAUUCCUCAUCCUCAUCCUCCUUCGCCUCCUUCCUCUCCACCAGAGGAAAGCCUGAAAACGGCCGAGAGCCGCCAGGUGACCCGGAGGAUCGGCUCCGUCCUGACCCGGCUGCUGAGGCGGGACCGAGCGGAAGAGAGGGAAGCGGAGCUGCACCUGUACGUGGUUUCCCAGACCUCCACCCUGUUCCUCCACCUGCAGAGCUGCUGGAACAGCUUCAUCAUCAGGUCGACUCUGCUGCUGGAUCCGGUCUACAGGAGGAGAAGCACGCCGACGUCCGACUCCAUCAGCGCGGAGCGGACGGCUCACCUGUUCGCUCAGCUGAGUGCGGAGCUCCUGCAGGACGGCAUCACCGUGGAGAAACUGUACCUUCUGCUGCAGGAGCUGAGGACGGCGGCUCACCGCAACAUCACGCUGAGGAGGCUCUUCUGGAGGUCUGGUGAGGUGUUGGUCUUCCUGGUUCAGACUCUGGAGGAAUGUCUUCAUGGCUGUCAGAGUUCCAGCAGAGUUUACACCACAGAUCAGCUCCUGCUGAGUACGCUGAUCGUCCAGACGAUCGGCAUCAUGUUCAGAGAGACGGAGGUGGACGUAUCCAGGAGCAACCUGCUGUUCGCCAAAAGAGGGGCUCUGAUCUCCAGACUGCUGCUCGCCUUCAUUUGUGAUCCUGACUGUGAGAAGCAAAGCCGAGGAUCCGCAUCUGACUCCGAGCUUCAGGCUUUACUCUCAGAGUACCUGGAUGCUGCCUGCUCUCUGCUGUUUGAGCUGCUGCUGUUGGGCUAUGAGACCAGCCGAUGUUUCCCCGGGGAGAACUUUGUGUCCGUGUCGUGGAUCCUGAGAGUCCUUCAGCCUCACCCCCACCUGCUGCCCUUCAUCCGCCACCAGGCCCGGCAGCUGGUUCUGGUUCUGUCAGACCAGAACGGGUCGGUUCUGAGCCCGGCGGAGUCCGUCCUGCUGUUCCAGCGCUGUCGUCUUCUGCUGGCCUGUCUGCAGUACAACCACCAGCUGGCUCAGCACCUGCAGCUCAACUUCAGAGAGGAAUUCAGAUUCGCAGUGACUCCGACCGGCGCCGAGGAGAAGCUGCAGCCUCGUUAUUCGAUCUGCAAGCCGACCGUAAGACUCGUUCAGCGCAUCGUGACGCUCAUCCAGCGCAGCUGAACCCACAGGAAGCUAGAAGUUCACCGCAGAAACAAAACGCUCAGACAAAGUGUGCCUUUAGUGUCUUUGUCAGCGGCAGAAACGAUGCUGCUGCUGCAGGUCCAACAACAGCCACCUGAUCCUGGAAACGAUUCAUCCAGGAAACGAUUCAUCCAGGAAACGAUUCAUCCAGGAAACGAUUCAUCCAGGAAACGAUUCAUCCAGGAAACGAUUCAUCCAGGAAACGAUUCAUCCAGGAAACGAUUCAUCCAGGAAAUAAUUCAUCCUGGAAACGAUUCAUCCUGGAAACGAUUCAUCCAGGAAAUAAUUCAUCCAGGAAAUAAUUCAUCCAGGAAACGAUUCAUCCAGGAAACGAUUCAUCCAGGAAAUGAUUCAUCCAGGAAAUGAUUCAUCCAGGAAACGAUUCAUCCUGGAAACGAUUCAUCCUGGAAACGAUUCAUCCAGGAAAUGAUUCAUCCAGGAAACGAUUCAUCCUGGAAAUGAUUCAUCCAGGAAACGAUUCAUCCAGGAAACGAUUCAUCCAGGAAACGAUUCAUCCUGGAAAUGAUUCAUCCAGGAAACGAUUCAUCCAGGAAACGAUUCAUCCAGGAAACGAUUCAUCCUGGAAACGAUUCAUCCAGGAAAUGAUUCAUCCAGGAAAGGAUUCAUCCUGGAAACGAUUCAUCCAGGAAAUGAUUCAUUCUGGAAACGAUUCAUCCAGGAAAUGAUUCAUCCAGGAAAUGAUUCAUCCAUGAAACGAUUCAUCCAGGAAACGAUUCAUCCAUGAAACGAUUCAUCCAGGAAACGAUUCAUCCAGGAAACGAUUCAUCCAGGAAAUGAUUCAUCCAGGAAAUGAUUCCUAAUGGAGUUUUUACUGAAAAAUUGGGACUGAAAAGACU